UUGCACGAUCUAUGAUAGACAUUGUGGAUGAGAUUGUUUUGCCCGGUUUGUCUUUGUCUGAGUUCAAUAGUGGUCUGUCGGAGGAAGUUUGGACACUGCUACAGUUUUUCCCUUACACGUGGCGCUAUCGUCUUUACGGGCACUGGAAAUUCGGUAAUACAAUGCGGCAUCCUGAAGUAAACAUCGUGCGCGGCAAGGUUCUUGGAAGGACGAAAUAUGUGUUGAAGAGACUAUCUAAAGAAACUGUGCGAGUGAUGGGAAGGCAGUUGGGAAAGUUAUGUCACGUCCAUCCGAUUACUGUGUUCGACUACUUGCUUAGUCAGGUACAAACUUUUGACAACUUGAUACAGCCAGUUGUGGAGAGUCUGAAAUUUCUCACAAAUUUGGAAUUUGAUAUUUUGACAUAUUGCAUUAUUGAACAGCUCGCCAGUCCUGAUAAACAACAACUAAAAGCAUCGGAUGGAAAAUUGAGUCCAUGGUUGCAAGCUCUUGCAACAUUGGUUGGUGCCGUCUAUAAGAAGUACAAUGUUGAACUAGCGGGAAUGCUCAAUUAUGUCAUGAACCAAACGAAAAGAGUCAUCCAAAAUAUGGCAUGCAUCGAAGGCGUAGCUGGUGCUACAGCCGAUCAGCUGGAAGCAUUAGGAGGUGGUGAACUGUUGAGACAAGAGGCUGGAAGUUUUACGAAUGCAAGGAACAAGCGUGCAUCUGCUCGGUUACGAGAUGCUGUGUUAGCCGGUGACAUUGCGGUUGGAUUGUGCAUCUUGAUUGCCCAGCAGAGGGAGUGUGUCGUAUAUCGCGAAAGUUCCCGUCUGCCAUUGAAAUUGGUUGGGGAAAUGGUGGAUCAGGUACGUGUCCUCUUGUUCUUCAACAACACUGGCAUGCUGCAAGGUAUGCUUAAUAAGCUACUGUGUCCAGCCACUUACUCAUUACUUAUUCUUGGUGCCCGUUAA
Haemonchus placei is the source of this 950-nucleotide messenger RNA. Lineage: Eukaryota; Metazoa; Nematoda; Chromadorea; Rhabditida; Trichostrongylidae. The record is from the annotation of a GenBank genome assembly.